CGCAAAAACGAUCUCCUCUCUCUCUCAUCGUCUUAAACUCGCUCUGCUCACCUGGUGCAAAAACAAAAUCCUCUCUCAUCUUCUUACACUCUCUCUCUCUCUCUAGAUCUGGUGCGGCAUAAGUCAAUUCUGUUGCCAUUGAUGGAAUUUAAUAGGGGAACGAGGAACCCCACGGGUUUACAAUCCAUGAAUUCUGCUCUGCUUAUAUCCAUUAAUCCACUGUGCAAUGAACCUUUUUUGUUGUCCUCUCUCUCUCUUCUCUGACUAAACUUUUUAUCCCCUGUCUCUCUCUUCUUUUUGAACUUCCUUAGCUUUUCAGUUGUGUGAAACCAGUUGGCUUCUUUCUGUGCAGGAGCUUGCACUGUGUUUAACGCCCUACAGUUAGAGAAAAAGGGCUAGAGAGAGAGAGAGAGAGAGAGAGCUAGAGUGAAGGGUGGAGAGAGGCAGAGAGUGGUUAGAGAGAGAAAGACAGAAAUGCAGGUUCUGGGGAGUCCGCAGAGUGUCCGGGUGGACACUGGUUGUGGUGUUCUUCUCAAGGAACUUCAGCAUAUUUGGGAUGAAAUAGGAGAGUGCGAAGAAGAUAAGCACAGAAUGCUUUUAGAGAUAGAGAGAGAAUGCUUAGAAGUGUAUCGGCGAAAGGUUGAUGAAGCUAGCCAUGCCAAGGCUCGCCUCCAUCAAUCUCUUGCUGCCAAAGAAGCCGAGCUUGCAGCACUCGUGGCUGCAAUUGGGGAUCUCAGUUUGCAUUCACAGCCUGAGAAAAGGCCGAUAUCUUUGAAAGAGCAACUUGCAUCAGUUACACCACUGCUGGAAGAUCUGAGAGCAAAGAAAGAGGAGCGUUUCAAGCAAUUUGUAGAUGUUCAAGCUCAAAUUGAAAAGAUCGGCAGGGAGAUAUCUGGAUUUUCUCAUCUAAAUGACACAUUAAGCAAUUCGGUUGAUGUAGAGGAACAUGACUUGUCCCUGAGAAAGUUAAAUGAAUAUCAAACCCAUCUUCGUGCUCUGCAGAAAGAAAAGUCUGACCGCCUUCACAAAGUUCUAGAAUCGGUGAAUGAGGUGCAUGGCCUUUGUGCUGUUCUUAAUUUGGACUUUGGAAAGACAGUGAGUGAAGUGCACCCGAGUUUGCGUGAGACAAAUGCAGGACAAUCCGAGAUCAUCAGCAAUGACACUUUACAAGGUCUUUCCCAAGCCAUUGAGAAGUUGAAAAUGGAAAAGAAAACACGAAUUCAAAAGUUGAAAGGCAUUGUGGCUUCUCUGUUUGAGCUAUGGAACUUGAUGGAUACAGCGGAAGAAGAAAGAAGGCAGUUUGAAAAGGUUACCUCCAUUGUGGGAUUGCCAGAAAACAAAAUUGCAGAAUCUGGCAUGCUUUCACUUGAGAUUAUUGAGCAGGCUGAAGCAGAAGUUGGGGGGUUAGGAAAACUGAAAUCCAGCAGAAUGAAAGAAUUGGUUCUGAAGAAAAGGUCGGAGUUGGAGGAGAUAUGCAAAAAGGCACAUAUAGAACCAGACAUGAGCACGGCUCCUGAAAAGUCCAUUGCAUUGAUUGAUUCGGGUAUUGUGGAUCCAUGUGAGCUUUUGGCCAACAUUGAGACACAAAUAGUGAAGGCAAAGGAAGAUGCUAUGAGUAGGAAGGAGAUAAUGGACAAGAUAGAUAAAUGGCUUGCUGCUUGUGAAGAGGAAAAUUGGCUGGAAGAUUACAACCAAGAUGAGAACAGGUAUACUGCUGGAAGGGGUAGCCACCUGAACCUAAAACGUGCAGAACGGGCACGAAUCACUAUAACCAAAAUCCCAGGUAUGGUAGAUAAUCUAAUGAGUAAGGCAUUUGCAUGGGAGGAAGAAAGAAAAAUGCAAUUUUUGUAUGAUGGAGUGAGACUGGUUUCUAACCUGGAGGAUUAUAUUCGUAACAGGCGACAAAAAGAGGAGGAGAAGAAGCGAUUCAAGGAUCAGAAGAAGUUACAGGAUCUCCUCCUUACUGUGAAGGAAACCAUGUAUGGGUCCAAGCCAAGCCCAAGAAGGAUGAGUAGCUUGAAGAAGUCCAAUGGUUUUCAAACAAAUGGUGCCUCAACUCCAACACCACGUCGACUCUCUGUUGGCAAUGGCAAUUCAGAGCUUCACACUCCUCGUUCCAAUGGUAGCUCUGGACGCCAGAAUGGGUACUUCAGGGAAACAAGAAGGCUUUCGACUGCUCCUCUGAAUUUUGUGGCUCUAACGAAAGAGGAUGCUGUCUCACUAGCUUCCAUAUGUGGCUCUGAACCUGGUUCACCUCCUCAAGGCUGAUUGAAUAUGAUGCGGUGUUCGAACCUUCUCUUUAACAGUGUAUGAUAGGGUUGAACAGAUAUACUCUCUGCCAAAGACUUGUAAAUUAGCAUGUUCACGUUGUGGGUGGUUCACUUAGUAGGGCAUGGAGGUAAUUGACAUCACUUUACCCAUAGACUCUUCAAAGUCUCUACUGGGUAGCAAGGUUUCAGGAGUUCCGAGAACUUGGUGGGGGACCUCUAAGCUUGAAGUUGGUAGGAGAUCUGCUAAAUAUAAACGGUAAAGCUUUAACAGGUACAGUUUGACUGGUUUUUUUGAACAGAUUGUUAUAGGGGAAGUUCACGACCAGAUAGAGUUGCCAGAGAGCAAACCUAAAGUAUUAUGAAUGCUUGGGAGGCAUGUACAGGUGAUUGUGUUGAAUUAAUCUCUUGUUGGUUGGUAGGUAGGUUUUCUUUGUAAAAGUCAUGUUGAUUAUAGUGGGACAUCGACUGUAGGAGCUGCUGCUUGUAGACCUGUUUUAACAUCUCUCAAUACUUGUACCGACAAUGACUAGUGGCUACAUAUUUUCCAUGUUUGUGUGUGAGAUUGCGAUAGUUGAUUGCUGCACUCAUCCAGUACUUUUCAAGUGCAGUACAAGAGGGGAGAGAGAGAGAACGUUGAGGGACUUGCUUCCUAAUGUUCUACACUUUUCAAUGCUUCCAACUCCUGCAUGGAUUGGAGA
Molecule: messenger RNA, 2968 nt
Organism: Amborella trichopoda
Lineage: Eukaryota; Viridiplantae; Streptophyta; Magnoliopsida; Amborellales; Amborellaceae
Gene: ATMAP65-6
Product: Microtubule associated protein (MAP65/ASE1) family protein
Biological process (GO): microtubule cytoskeleton organization
Cellular component (GO): spindle; cytoplasm
Molecular function (GO): microtubule binding
Source: RefSeq, a predicted model, not a curated record